Molecule: messenger RNA, 1299 nt
Organism: Pocillopora verrucosa
Lineage: Eukaryota; Metazoa; Cnidaria; Anthozoa; Scleractinia; Pocilloporidae
Source: RefSeq, a predicted model, not a curated record
UUUAAAUUCUCGUCUGUCAAAGUGUUAGAAUUGUAAUGAGCUCAUUCUCGCCGCCAUGUCUUGUGGCUUUAUCAACAGGCGUUAUUCGCGAGGCCGAAAGUUUCUGUAUGAAGAAGAAAUCCAAAAGCUCAUCGAAGGUGGAGAAAAGUUGAAAAGGAAGACCAUUUCAACGCUUGAAGUCGAUGACAACUAUCGAAGUCGGCUCGUAAAGACCACGAAUUUAAACGAAACGCUGAGCAAACUCCAGCAGUUUGGCUCGGGUAUAUGUCGAAUCGAAGUCGCUCAAGAGAAUGGCCCUAACUACACUGGAACUGGUUUUCAUUUUGGUGAUGGAUGGAUUCUCACUGCUGCUCACGUUCUUCGAAAUCGUGAUAAAGUUAACAUGGCAAGAUUCGUUUUCUUCCCGCCAGGAACUGAAAUUUCAUUUGAAGCGAGGCCCCGAAGAGCAAUAGUUCACCGCUUGCUUCCCGCAGGUCGAAGGCCUGAUUAUCAUAACCGAGAUAUCGUAUUGGUCAAACUUGGCUUUCAGUACACUUACGGGAGGAAAAAAGAUGAUCUGGAAGAAUGGGAAAUAGACGAGCAGCAACUCCUUGAGCAGUCCGAUUUGUUCAAUUUUACCUCGUUGUUGGAAAAAACAUUCACUCCCACCGGAGAUGAGCAAUUCAGCUUGAAAUCCACGGAUCCACUAACAAUUAUUCAUUUUGGCAGUGGACAAAAUGACCGCAAGAAAUUUGCAUACGACAUCGAAACGUAUGAAGUGUACAAACAUAUGGAUCUAAAAGUGAUCAACUUUGCGUUUUCCUUUGAUAGCGGAGCAUCGGGUUGCCCUGUAAUUCAGCGUGUCGGGGAGAAGUGGAUCCUAGUGGGUGUGUUUUUUGGCGGGGCCUAUUAUGAAAAUGAAGCCAAUUCAAUCAUAACAGGGCAAGCUUUGGUCUGGAACCAAGAAGUCGUUCAACACAUUGAAGCUGGACGGGAAGCUGUCGACAAGAUGUCCAGUUUCAAGCAGUAUAAUGUGUUUAUUCCGUUCUCUGAGAGAGCUCAGCUUGUACUAGAGACCAAAGUGAAGGAAGCCGCUGACCUCGCCGUAAAACAUCGCAUCUUGAUUCUGUGAUCCCAUCUCCAAACUGUUUUUGACUCAAACAUAGCGUACUUAUGACUUGUCAGUAACGAUAUCGUGUAGGACCGAAUAUCAACUUAGCUCAUUAACAAGUGUUAAGAAGUAUGGAAAUGAAAGCAAAAGCAUGACAUGUACUAAGGCUUACGCCUGAGUGGCGGGAAAAAUAAAACUAUGUAUGCAAA